UAUUCAGUCAAAACAGUAUUUGUGGAAUGGCGCUGCAUUUUAAGUUAUUUUCCCACCCUCUCCAGUUACAUUAUAGCACUGGCCCUGAAAAAUAUUUUUUAUUGGAGUGUUUGGAAUUGAAACUAUAGUGCGUGUGACUUUCAGCUCUAAUUGGGAAAUAAACUGACCCCUGACCAGACAUGAUGCUUAACGUAAGUCACAUUUUUACCAGGGAAAACUAUCAGAAAAAGCUCCACCACAGACGAUGUUAAAAAAUAUCCCUGUGGGACAAUGUAACAAAAGAUGGUGUAGUCCAUAUGAAUGAUUGGUAGUUUAACGUUGAAAAGCUGCAAUUUUUUUCUACUUCUGCAUGAUACCACGAUGUGAAGGUGGGAUCGAGUCAGACUGUCUGGAUGGAGAAACAAGGAGGGGCAGUAGCUCAGGGAGAGUUUGACAAAGGCAAACAGAGUCCAAAGAAACCAAAGGGUCAAGAAGAGUCAGCUAAUUCUGAAUCUCACAUUGUUGCUGCUGAGGAGGAAGACGGAAUCCCAAUUUCCACAUCAGGGCUACUGCAGGUGGUAGAGAGAAGGCAGCCUCUCAGCAGCGUCUCGUCUCUUGAGGUACACUUUGACCUCAUGGAUCUGACUGAACUCACAGACAUGUCUGAUCAGGAACUUGCAGAGGUGUUUGCCGAUUCUGAUGACGAGAAUCCAUCACGUGAUUCAUCUACAGAACUGAGCCAACCAUUGAUGUAUCCAAUCAUCUCAUGUGGAACACAUUUAAAAUCUCCUUCGUGGACAAGAGCCAAGAGUGAGCAGAGCAAGGACAGGAAGCACCCAAGUGAUCCAGAUGUUCCAUUGGAGAUGUCAGAUCAUUUUCACACAAUUGAAACACACAAAAAACACUAAGGACUAGAAUGGACCUUGCUUCAGCAAAAUGUGCAGUGCUGAAUAGUUCUGCUGCAUCAUUACUCUUCUCAAACAUUCUUCGGUUUGUCGCUAAAUUAAGUAGAUUUACACCAACUGUACCUGCAGUGAAUUACAUGAUAUCUAAGGUAUCAGUGAAGGAUUUUUACUCCAAGUCGCCAAAGCAUUGAAGAUUAAAGUAUCAACCAUUGCCUGUUUUUAUGCUUUUGGUACCAUGCAUGGGCCAUUACUGUAACCUUUUUAUUUCAAGUAAUUCAGUCAGACAGAUUUAUAAGUUCUGAGAAAAUCCAACUUGCAACAGAAAAGAAUUAGUGUGGUUUUAUAGAUUUGCAGGCAGUAGCAUUCAGUCCUUGUCUAACUAGCAUUUGUUUUUAAUUAGCUACUAUAGUGAUAAAAAUCUUAUAAAUUGUCCAUUUCACUUCAUUUCAGGCUUAGAUAAAAAAAUGUUGACAGUUUGCUAUAUGCUCUUCACAGCAAAAUUAAUGUGUGUGUAUAGGUAAUGAAUGCACAACAGGAAAAUUAUACCAGUAAAAAUGUAAAUAAGUAUGGAAUGUCUUGCCCAUGACAAUAUUGAAAGAAGGCUUCCACUAAAAGGAAAGUACCAAUGAAUGUCUGUUAUGCUUGGAAUAAAACACCAAGAAAAAAAAAGAGAUAUUCUGUAUAUUUUCCAGGGAACAUCUCUGAGCAGAAUUUCUGAACCAAACAAAGUGGAUCCCGAUAAGUCCUACUGAAGUUUUAUUAGCACUGAAAUUAUUAUUGUUAUAUAACAUAAAACCACCAUAAAUAACAUUGUUGGUUUUCCUUUUCCACACUGAAUUUAUUAUGAAAUAUUUAUAUUUUUCAAUGAAUUGUGCUC
Molecule: messenger RNA, 1761 nt
Organism: Chiloscyllium plagiosum (whitespotted bambooshark)
Lineage: Eukaryota; Metazoa; Chordata; Chondrichthyes; Orectolobiformes; Hemiscylliidae
Gene: dbndd1
Product: dysbindin domain containing 1
Biological process (GO): negative regulation of protein kinase activity
Cellular component (GO): cytoplasm
Source: RefSeq, a predicted model, not a curated record